Diorhabda sublineata is the source of this 1034-nucleotide messenger RNA. Its product is annotated as glutamate dehydrogenase, mitochondrial-like. The transcript has 6 exons. NCBI's taxonomy places the organism in Eukaryota, Metazoa, Arthropoda, Insecta, Coleoptera, Chrysomelidae. Gene Ontology annotation, molecular function: L-glutamate dehydrogenase (NAD+) activity. The coding region runs from base 45 to 974 and encodes 309 amino acids. The record is from RefSeq and is a predicted model, not a curated record. Gene Ontology annotation, biological process: L-glutamate catabolic process. Gene Ontology annotation, cellular component: mitochondrion.
GUCACGAUGUUUUCCAGCCAGAUAUUAGUUCAUCUUCAAGAGAAAUGACCUGGAUAUCGAAAGCUUUGUCAAAAUAUGGCGAAUCGUCUCAAUUAGCGGUUUGCGGCAAAUGGGUAGAAGCAGGGGGAAUUGAAGGAUAUCGAUACGCAUCCUCGCAAGGAGCUUUUUCGGCACUCAAUAAUAUAUUGAACAAUGAAGAUCUCAUGAAAAAAUGUGACUUGAAACCUGGUUUAACUGAUAAAACUUUCAUAAUACAAGGUUUGGGUAACGUAGGCAGUACCUUGGCAGAAAUGUUAGUACAGAAAGGUGCCAUUUGUGUUGGUGUCAAAGAUCACGAUGCGUAUUUAUACGAUUCCAAAGGUAUCGAUUUACAGAAAUUGUACGAACAUAAACAAAAAACCGGUUCAAUCCAAGGUUUUGGCAUGACGAAACCAGAAACUGAUGAUAGUAUCUAUAAAGAAAAAGUUGAUAUAUUAAUCUUCGCAGCCAAACAUAAAAGUCUUAAUUGUUACAUCGCCGAAAAUGUUAAAGCAAAAGUGAUUUUGGAAGCUGCGGAUUGUCCUGUAACUCCAACUGCGCAUAAAAUUUUAACCGGAAAAUCUCGAAUAGUAAUACCGGAUAUAUAUGCUUGUUCCGGUGCGACGAUCGCGUCUUAUUUGGAAUACCUUUCGAAUCUACAACAAAUAAGGAAAUUAGAUCAGCACAUUUUACGACAAUCACGUGAUAUAUACGGAAUAGCUAUAAAGCAAUCCGAACAAGCGAUGGCUGUUGGGUCAGGAUCUUCAAUUUCUGAGUCAUUUAUAACGAAAGAGGCAGUGGCUGACACUAUAGAAUGUGUACUGAGCGAUGUAGGAAAAGAAAUGUUCAAAUAUACAACUCAACUUAAAUUAGGCACAGAUCUUCGUUCUUCAGCGUACAUUGUGGGAAUGAAUAAAAUAUUCAACAAUAUUUACGAAAACAAGAAGUUUAUGUGAAAUAACAAAAAAUAUUCCCAUUUGAUUCGCAUAUAUUUAUACAAAAAUACAUAUACAUUU